AUGGAUAAUGAAAGGGGAGCUUCUUUGAUUAACAUUGAUGAGAAUACUAGAUUUAGUGAGUUGGUAAAGAUUCUAUUAGAAGAUUUUUACAUUGAUAUUCGGGCACAAUGUUUAAAGCUUAGUUAUACAUUGCCUGCUAAGUCUGCUACUAUAGGUAGUAUUCCUAUCUUUAUUAGAAAUGAUAGGCAGCUUGAAGCUUUUAAACUCAAAUAUGCACAAAGUGGAGGAGUUCUUCAUCUAUGUGUUACUGUUGAGGAUUUUUGUGAGACUGUAGAGCAGGGUCAACCUAGCUCUACUCCUUUUAUUGAGAGUGUUACUGCUGUUACUCAGGUAACUUACAAUGCAUCUGCAAAGACUUUGGCUGGUUUGGUUAGUAACCAUUUUGCAGGAGGAAAGCUUCCUCUCAGACCCAAACAGCUCAUGGAAAUUUUUAGGAAUGACCAUGGAGUUGGUGUCUCGUACUCAAAAGCAUGGAGAGCUCAAGAACAUGCAUUAGAACUUGCUAGGGGUAUACCUGCUGAUAGUUAUGAGGUUUUACCGAGUUGGUUUCACAUGAUAGAAAAGAAGAAUCCAGGUACUAUCACUUACAUCAAAGCUGAUUCUGAUAAUAAGUUUAGAUAUGGUUUUCUGGCUUUUGGUACAUCAAUUAGAGCUUUUAAGUUGAUGAGAAAAGUUAUUUCUAUUGAUGGCGCCUAUUUGAAAUCAAAAUACAAAGGGACUGUGCUUGCUGCAUCAGCUCAGGAUGAUCUAGUUUCCGUGUCUGAUCGGGCUUCUUCAAUUGCAACUGCGCUUUCAGUAAAUUAUGUACAUGCUCAUCAUGGGAUCUGCACUUUCCACUUGCAAAAGAACCUGGAAACACGAUUUAGAGCUUCUGCUUCUCUUCUUCCAGUUGUUCAUGAUGCUUCAAGAGCUUACACUCAGUAUGAUUUUGAUUAUUUGUUCACUCAAAUUUCCAAUGGUGAUCCGGAUCUUGGAGAAUAUCUUUGGCAAGCUGAUAUUAGGAAAUGGUCACGUGCAUAUUCUCCUUCUAACCGGUACAACAUUAUGACAUCUAAUUGUGCCGAGUCCUUUAACUCCAGGUUAAAAGAGACUCGUGAGUAUCCAAUUGUCUGCCUGUUUGAUACAAUCAGGUCUAUUUUGACUAGGUGGUUUAAUGAACGACGUGAGGAGAGCUGUCGACAUCCAUAUGCUGUUACUACAAAAGUUGGGAAUAAGAUGAAUGAAUCUUAUAAUAAUACUACCCGCUGGCUUGAAGUUAGUCAAGUAAAUGAAAAUAUCUUCGAGGUUAAAGCAGCUUUAAAGACAUAUAUGGUGAAUUUGGACACAAGGAAAUGCACAUGCUGUAUGUUUGAUAUUGACAAAUUCCCUUGUGCACAUGGAAUUGCUGCUGCAAAACAUGUCAAUCUCAAUGAAAACAUGUUUGUUGAUGAUUAUCAUUCCACUGAAAGAUGGCGUUUAGCAUAUUCAGAGAGCAUUCACCCAGUAGGUGAUAUGGAGUAUUGGGAGAUUCCAGAGAGUGUUAGUAGUUCUAUUCGGCCACCUUCUACUCGUAUACCUAGUGGCAGGCGAAAGAAAAAGAGAAUAGCUAGUUCAUGGGAGUAUGGAAAGGCUAAGACAAAUUCAAAACAAUACAAAUGCAGUAGGUGCGGUCAGUGUGGACACAACAAAUCUAGUUGUGUAGCUGCUAUCUAA
Camelina sativa (false flax) is the source of this 1692-nucleotide messenger RNA. The record is from RefSeq and is a predicted model, not a curated record. NCBI's taxonomy places the organism in Eukaryota, Viridiplantae, Streptophyta, Magnoliopsida, Brassicales, Brassicaceae.